Molecule: messenger RNA, 1514 nt
Organism: Rana temporaria (common frog)
Lineage: Eukaryota; Metazoa; Chordata; Amphibia; Anura; Ranidae
Gene: EIF2S2
Product: eukaryotic translation initiation factor 2 subunit beta
Exons: 9
Coding region: 167-1168 (333 amino acids)
Biological process (GO): translational initiation; formation of translation preinitiation complex; formation of cytoplasmic translation initiation complex
Cellular component (GO): eukaryotic translation initiation factor 2 complex
Molecular function (GO): translation initiation factor binding; translation initiation factor activity; mRNA binding
Source: RefSeq, a predicted model, not a curated record
GGUGUGUUGAGCGCAGGCGCAGAAGUGUGAGAGUGGCUGGAGCUGAUGUAAGAGUAUAGACCGGGGAGGAAGCGUUCACGCCGGGAGUCGGUGAUAGGAAGAAACACACGUUAUCCUCGUUUAUACAUAGAACAGGCGGGGAGCGUCGCUGUGACCGAGCGGCAACAUGUCUGGAGACGAGAUGAUUUUUGACCCUACUAUGAGCAAGAAGAAAAAGAAGAAGAAGAAGCCCUUUAUGUUGGAUGAAGAGGGUGAACAGCAGGUGGAAGAGACCCAGAUCCCUGAAACGAAGGAGGCAGAACCAGAACCAGUGGAGGAGAAGGAUGUGGAUGCAGAUGACGAGUCAUUUAGGAAGAAAGAUGCUCCUGAUGAUCUGGAUGACCUGAACUUUUUGAAUCAGAAAAAGAAGAAAAAAAAGACGAAAAAGUUUGACCUAGACGAAACAGAAGAAGGCGUUAAGAAUCUAAAGAUUGAGGCAGAAGUGCAGGAGGCCUCGGAGUCCCAGGAGGAUGACCUGGACUUAAUUUUGACAAAGAAGAAGAAAAAGAAGAAUGUCAAGUUUAUUGAGGAUGAGGAUUUUAACGAUAAAGAUGAAGCCUUUGAAGGAGAUGACGACAGUAAAAAAGAUGAUGGAAUCUCCUUUAGUUCCACACCCGGACCUGCAUGGGCUGGCACAGAAAGAGAUUACACUUAUGAUGAGCUGCUUAACCGAGCCUUUAACAUCAUGAGGGAGAAAAACCCUGACAUGGUAGCCGGAGAGAAGAGGAAGUUUGUCAUGAAGCCUCCUCAGGUCGUCCGAGUUGGAACAAAGAAAACUUCCUUUGUGAAUUUCACAGACAUCUGCAAACUAUUACAUCGUCAGCCAAAACAUCUUCUGGCUUUCUUAUUAGCUGAAUUGGGUACAAGUGGUUCCAUAGACGGUAACAACCAGCUAGUCAUCAAAGGCCGCUUCCAGCAGAAACAGAUAGAGAACGUCUUGAGAAGAUAUAUCAAGGAAUAUGUGACCUGUCACACAUGUCGGUCGCCAGACACCAUCCUCCAGAAAGACACCAGGUUAUACUUCCUGCAGUGUGAGACCUGCCAUUCUCGUUGUUCUGUGGCUAGCAUCAAAACCGGAUUCCAGGCAGUCACGGGCAAGAGAGCACAACUCCGCGCCAAAGCCAACUAGCCGGACCGUCCAUCAGGUCGGAUUUUACCAACUUAGAUUGUGGAUACUCCUGGCGGCAUCACCUGACAGUCAGGGAGCGCCGCCCUGUAUAUUAUACAGAGUGCCGUGAGACUGGGCAAGAAAAUCUUUGCUUUUUUUAUUUUAUUUUUUUUUCCUUUUCAUUGUCUUGCGCAAAAGGAUAUGUCUGAAGUUCCAAAGUGAGGCUGAAAUUGGGGAUAAAGUCAUCGCUCGCAGAAAGUUUUACCAGCCAUCUCAAGGAAAGAGGGGGGAAAUAGAUAUGCAUUUUUAACCAGACUUGUGUAAAAUGCAAAAUACAUUAAAGUUAUUCUAACAUUCACAGAUCAUG